Messenger RNA from Juglans regia (Persian walnut), 661 nucleotides. RefSeq lists its product as uncharacterized. NCBI's taxonomy places the organism in Eukaryota, Viridiplantae, Streptophyta, Magnoliopsida, Fagales, Juglandaceae. The transcript is spliced from 10 exons. The coding region runs from base 94 to 654 and encodes 186 amino acids. The record is from RefSeq and is a predicted model, not a curated record.
UCCGACCACCUUGUCCAGCCCAACAAUUUUUACCAAAAAGAAAAAAAGAUCCAGCAAAUCACACAAGGUCCCGACUUGCACGCGAGCCAACACAUGGGCCUACUCUCCAUCCGUCAAGGUGUCGUGUCAUACCUACUGGUAUGCUCAGAUUUUUUGAUGACAGCUUGUGAGAUGAAGUUUUCUCGAAGUCCUUAUAAAGUUACAGGUCCCGACUUGCACGCGAGCCAACACAUUGGCCUACUCUCCAUCGGUCAAGGUGUCGUGUCAUACCUACUGGUAUGCUCAGAUUUUUUGAUGACAGGUUGUGAGAUGAAGUUUUCUCGAAGUCCUUAUAAAGUUACAGGUCCCGACUUGCACGCGAGCCAACACUUGGGCCAACUCUCCAUCGGUCAAGGUGUCGUGUCAUACCUACUGGUAUGCUCAGAUUUUUUGAUGACAGGUUGUGAGAUGAAGUUUUCUCGAAGUCCUUAUAAAGUUACAGGUCUCGACUUUCACGCGAGCCAACACACGGGCCUACUCUCCAUCGGUCAAGGUGUCGUGUCAUACCUACUGGUAUGCUCAGGUUGUGAGAUGAAGAUUUCUCGAAGUCGUUAUAAAGUUACAGGUCCCGACUUUCAAUCGAGCCAACACAUGGGCCUACUCUCCAUCGAUUAAGGUGUCG